Micromonas commoda is the source of this 462-nucleotide messenger RNA. RefSeq lists its product with no specific name. Lineage: Eukaryota; Viridiplantae; Chlorophyta; Mamiellophyceae; Mamiellales; Mamiellaceae. The record is from RefSeq and is a predicted model, not a curated record. The coding region runs from base 1 to 462 and encodes 153 amino acids. The transcript has a single exon.
AUGUCUUGGUUUUACGUGGCCAUGCAGCGCGAGCCGGUGGUGAUGUGGAGCUGCUUUAUCGGUUUCACGGGUGAGAACCCGCCGAACCCGUUCCCUCGCCCUUCCAGGCUAACUCCGUUCAGAGACGUUGCGCAUACGGAAGGGUUUUUCUCCUCGCUCCACCCGAUCCAACUCUGGGGUUGUUCAUCACGGGCGGACGAUGCAGCGCGGGUGACUGCCGCCGCGCGUCGUCCUGAUUGUCCGAACACGCAAACCGUGACUCGCCUGUCGUCGUCUUCCAAACCCUCGCACCGCCCCUCGAGCUUCUCCCAAACUGACGAUGAUUUUUCCACCUUCGCGUCUCCAUCGACAGGCAUGAUGUUGCCCGUCGUCGUCCCUCCCAUCCGGGACGCCUUCAGCGGUACGAAACCCAAGGCCCCGCCCAGCCCCCAUCUGGUGGCCAAGGCGCUGACGGGGAAGUGA